GAGCUUGUCGCUGGUCUGUUACGCACGGAGUCGGCGAGUAUUUGGCUCGUGUGUAGUGAUGAGUGGUAGCAUGUGGUCACGGCGAGUGUGUGUGGUAGUGGCGGUGGUUGCUUGGGUACCAGGAGAUGGCUCGCUGGCCAGUCCUGUCGGUACAAACCCAUGUCACGACUUAAUUUGUGAGAAGCAGGGCACUGCUGGCGAUUCUCAGGCUUCGCAGCUUCCUCGGAUUACCGUGGGACUAAAAGUUGUGAAGCAGAACGAGACCAUCCCAGAGGUGGCAGUUUUGACUAUAAAUAAAGGCCUAACUUCGGGCAACAGAACUUUGUCGUGGGAUAGUGAGUCGUUGCUUUCUCAGAAUCAUUUUCUUCAGAGUGACCAGAACUCUAGUGCCUCCCACAGCGUGCCUCCGGCCUCAGGUGAGACCCCAGACUCUGCCCCCACGUUCCUGCCGCUGCCAAUUGUGACUGUGUCCAGUCGUUUGUUGUUUGCUGGUGUCCAGCGCGACGAGGAUGAAGAGAAGAGUCCGAGCUCCCAGGCCCGUGACCCACUACUCAGGACGUUGCAGUUUGAACCCGUGCCAGAAGGCGAGCCCUACCUCACAGACGUUACUCACGCUAAGCCCACAGUUCUAGCCUGGGCUGGAGCCGUCAUCUCGGCCCUCCAUCCUACUCACUUCCCCUUCGAACUGGUGCGGGCGGCCGUGGAGCACCGGAUCACACCCCUGCAGCUUCUCAUCCAGUCGCUGCAGGCGGAGCCGUUGCUGGCGGCGUGCCUAGGGGUGUGUGGGGCCCUGGCGACGGGGAUGCCCCUUGUGGGGCUGCUGGUGUGCUGCUGCCGCCUCGCCGGCAGGUGUGGGGCCAGCAAGACCCAGCACGGCCGCGCCGAGUGCUUCCACUGCCGCAGGAGGAUGCUCACCGUCGCCCUCUCCUUCAUAUCCUGCGCUGUACUGUCCGGCCUGGUGGUGGUGGUAGUGAGCAACCAGAGGCUAGGCGACGCCCUCAGCCAGGCCAGACACAGCAUCAACAGCAACCUGCGGGACCUCAACACCUUCCUCGCCAACACCAAGAUGCAACUGCGCUUCCUCGUCACCGACUCCCUCGAGCAAACGGUCCACGCUAUUAACACUGAUCUAGAUGAUAUCGAGUACUUGUUGGGUCGACCGCUGCAGCGAGAGCUGGCGGGGGAGGCCCAGAUAGAAGCAGCGCUCGACUCUUUGCUUCACAUCAGCAGCAGUUUCCGCGAGAUAGCGGGCCGCAUGCGGUCGCUGGAGAAUACUCGCGUACUGGCUGCGGCGCGAUCAGAAGAGCUGCGGGACCGCCUGGUUGAGCUGUCAGCUGACAUCCAGCGGUUCGUGUCCCGCUGCUCCGUCGAGGACGCCGAUCUCUGCAACAGCCUUGAUCAUCGCGGCCUCGACCUCGCAGCACGCUUCGACAGUUUCUCCUUCUCGGAGCAGCUUCGGCUGUUGUCAGUGGUAGAGAGGCACAACCUGACGGAGAUGGCCCGCCAGGCCAGGUACGAGUUCGACAACAUCCCCAGCUUCGUGAAGGUGGUGACCCGGACCACCAGGGACGACGCGAAGCGAGUGAUGCGCGCCUUCCGGGGAGGGCUGUACUCCAAGGUGAACAGCCUCGAUGAUGUGGCCUUCGACUUCGAAGUGCGCACCAAGGACCUCAGCUGGCGGGUGGACGAGGCCACCGCCGCCCUUCUGGUCCACGACCACUACAGGUGGUACACCGGCCUAGGCAUCACCGUGUGCCUGGGGUUGGUGUGGGCGGUGAUGACUGUGGGCGUGUGUUGUGGGUGUUGUGUCCACGCACAAGACCAGGCGCCCACUGACAGGUCCUGCGUCUCCAAUUCCGCCGGCCAGACAUUCAUUUCGUCUGUGUUCCUCAUAUUUGUGUUGUCGGGAUUAUUGUGGGCGGUGGUGGCGGUGGUGUUUGUGGUAGCUGGCCACGCCCACGCCUUCAUAUGCCGCCCACUGUACGACCAGCCCGACUUUCCGAUCCUUACUCAGCUCCUCAACCACUCCGAGGUGCUUCUUGGCCAGGGGCCCCUGCUCGCUAGUGUCCUCCACCCGGGCCGCGAUAUUCAUCUCAACAUUGGUCAAGUCCUCAGGCGCUGUAAGGAAGGUGGAGCCGCGUACCAGGUGUUCCAGCUGCGCCACUACUUCGACGUGGAGCGAGAGCUCGACCCCCACACCACGCUCGACCUCAGACAAACACUAGCCAACCUCCGCAUCAACCUCUCCCAGAUCGAGUUCCUCUCCUUGGAGGCAGAGACUCACCUCAACGAUUUCCUUCGCUCAGUCAAGAUUGACCUCGAACCUUUCCGGAAGGAGAUGGAGAAGCCACUGGUGCAGAAGAGCUUGCCCGCGCUCUCCGACCAGAUGCAAAAUGUGGCGGGCCAGUUGCGGUCCGUGUCUGCCUCGGCCGAGCUCUUCAGGAUGGUGGCGCGCACUAGAAACCUCAUCACCAACACCCUCUACCCCCUAGAGAAGCGCAAGGAGGAAGUCUCGUACCAGGUGGCGACGCUGGACAUGGAAGCCAUGCCACUCCAGCGUCAGAUCAACCAGAGCGCAGGCCACCUGCGAACCAUCCAAUACUUCCUCCACAGUCAUGGCUCCUCUCUCGCAGCUGCGAAAGUUCGUGACUACGUGGAGAGGCUCCUUGGGUACGCCAGGCAGUACACGGACCACGUGCGCACCUCUGCUCUCCACCACGUGGCGCCCUGUACACCCGUCUGGAACUUGUUCGACUCUGCUCGCGGCAUCGCCUGCAACGGUAUCAUUGUGCCAGUGAACGCACUGUGGCUGGCGACCAGCUGGUGUUUGUUGUUGUUCCUGCCCAGUGUAUGUCUUAGUCUGGCUCUGUCUCGCUACUACCUGCGCCUCCACCACCACCACGACGACGCUCUACCACUGGAAUCUAACGGCUCACCGCCGGAAUCCGCCACCAAUGUUCCGUCUGGAUCGUCGGCCGCAAUGUGGGCUUCCAAGCACAGCGUGCCCGCUGACAGAGCUCCCCAAUAUUCUCUCCCUAGUCAUCGCCAGAACGGGCAUAGUCAUUGGUAAUUUAACAUACAAGUGCGGCUGUGAGCUACCUGUUGGCGUGUUGAGCCUACCUGAGGGCUCGGUGGCCUCAUUACUAACACAGGAGGAUCAAGAUUUUGGGAUUGUGAACCCAAAUUAAAGCUUGAGCAAUACUACCUGGACUUCAGCAUCGUUCACUUCCAACCUGUUGAUGUCUUUUGAGCCAAUAAGCUUCAGAGUCCAGCAAGCUAGUUGUGGUAGUGAAGACGAUGAAACUGCCGACAGUCUCUUAUAAACAAAAAGAUGUCCAGGCUGCAUUUCACUUGUAUCUUCACAAGCAAUGUCCAACGGCUGGCUCGGCACAGUAGUGCACACAUCAGCUAUUAGAGACAGUGAGAGCAACCAUCUCUCAUCACACGUGUUCGGUAACGGCAGCAGCAGGAAAGUACUCGGUGAGAGGACUCGGCUAGAUAUGAUUGUAGCUUUACAACUUAGCCUUUCAUCUCUCGCACUGACAACCGUGUAUAUCUAGAGACUUUCUGAUCGUCCUGCAACACAGGAGUCCCAACCUCUUGGGCCAAUUACUCUGUAAUUUCCUAAAUAUUCUGUGACAGACGGUGCUCCAUAGCCUUCCGGGCUUGGGGCUUUCAGUUAAUAAUUGCUGUCCUAGCAUGACAACUUGAUGCAUUACGCUUUCACUGUAGGUUGAUUAAAUGAUAAAGUGCGCAUGAACGAUCUCUGUGGUUACCUUGCGAUGACAUGGUGACGCGAACUUACUGAAGAGCUACUUUAUUCAUUUACGUCAUUAAGGCAAUAACUAUGCAUUUAUUAAACAGUAAACAGUGACGAUUUGAGGCACCUCUGGAGCCGUCAGCGAGUAUGAUGUAAUUCAUUAUGUGUAGUUACAGGACCAUGGUGUAGCUACAGGAGUGUGGUGCCAUGGUGUAGCCCUUGUUAAGGCCAAUCAACAAUUGGGUUUUUAAAGCCCAUGAACAUUCCUUGCUGACCAACCCGUCAGGUCAAUCUGAUUCCUUUUAUAUCGAUCGAUAAUUUGUCUUCUCGUGUUGACAUCCUGGAUGAUAUUUACGGACUCUUGAAUACCCUAUAACACAGCCUUCCAUGGGGGAAAAUAUGUAAUUAUCUUAUUAGUUUGAUAAAAGUUCUUGCUUUUGAAGGCAGCCAUUAUGCUCUAGAGUUCACCUUUCAAAUUGUCACCUUGUGGUGGUGGUGGGGGGGGGGGGGGCUCUCAUGUACGAAUGCUUGGAGCCGGUGAGGGUUGCCUUGGCCCCCUCUCCGGGUGUUGUACGUGCCAAGAUACACACCCGUGUGGAUCUUGUUCGGGUCAUUGGACCUUCCACUGGAGGGGGCAGCCUGUGAGGGGCUGCCCUUGGUGUAUGGUUGGGUGUCCAGGGCUGAGGAGAAAGAAGUCUUUGCAGGCGGUGAGUCACAAUAACGUGGCUAAAGUAUGUCGA
This is a messenger RNA of Procambarus clarkii (red swamp crayfish), 4500 nucleotides long. Lineage: Eukaryota; Metazoa; Arthropoda; Malacostraca; Decapoda; Cambaridae. The record is from RefSeq and is a predicted model, not a curated record.